Molecule: messenger RNA, 1025 nt
Organism: Hordeum vulgare subsp. vulgare (domesticated barley)
Lineage: Eukaryota; Viridiplantae; Streptophyta; Magnoliopsida; Poales; Poaceae
Exons: 1
Coding region: 186-887 (233 amino acids)
Biological process (GO): shoot system development; root development
Source: RefSeq, a predicted model, not a curated record
GCAUAGCAGAGCAGACAACAUGUGCGAGGUGCAAUGGCAUGAUUCUUCAUGUCUACCAAUCAGAUGCUACAACACAGCUGUACACACCAUCUGUAUAAAUAUGCGGCAGCGCAACGGUGGUUACAUCAAACAAGAAGCUCCUCUUCUCAUCAACCACAAGACAGCGAUAAGCUUCACGCUCAAAUAUGGCUUUCCACCAAAGAUCGAUAAGUUUGCCUUCUAGGCCUCACGUCAGUGAGACCGAAGUCGAGCAAGAGAUCCACCGCCUAGAAGCAAGCAUCUCUUCGUCCCAUUCUAUCAGCACGAUGGGCGAUGGUCUCUGGAGUCUUGCAAACAUCUACGAUGGUCUCGAAGAGAUUAUUUGCCUACCAAGCAAGCAAGCUUGCUCCUCCCAGCAGAUAAACAUGUUGGAUGGAGAGAUGGAGUGCUCCAUUGAGCUCUUAGAUCUCUGCAACACCAUACAAGAGACCUUCGCCGAGAUGAUGGUCGUCAUCCAAGAGCUGCAAGCGGCUCUAAGAAAAGGAGAUGAUGCAGCUGCUCAAGCCACGAUCCAAUCUUUUACUCGCUUAGCGAAGAAGACCAGGAAAUAUUUCAAGAAGUCUACCAAGAAGGCUGCAUCCGACAAGAUGGUCAUGCUAUUGACCAAGGCAAGAGAGGUAUGCAUCUCUCUGUUGGAGUCCACACUCCAUCUGUUGUCGAAGAAAAUUGAAAUGCCACAACAGUCUCUUGUCUGCAAGGCAUUUUGCAAGAAGAAGGCAGUUGUCUGCAAGGAGGAGCAGUUGCAGGAGUUGGAGUGCAGUAUCGAAGAUCUUCAGAAUGGAGCAGGAAAUCUGUUCAGGAAAUUAGUCCAGAACAGAGUUUCUCUUUUGAACAUUCUUAGCUCAUAGAUUCUCAACAUCACACUGUUCCUUGUGAUUGGCAUCCGCCUUUUUGAGGAUAAGCCUAUCUUGAUACAGUUUUGCCAUAUGUAUACAGUACAAAUGUACAGAAAUUAUAGAAAGAAAGACCAAAGUUUUGAUCCAUCU